This is a messenger RNA of Cooperia oncophora, 522 nucleotides long. The record is from the annotation of a GenBank genome assembly. Lineage: Eukaryota; Metazoa; Nematoda; Chromadorea; Rhabditida; Trichostrongylidae.
AUGGGCAUCAAACAAGUGCAAGUCGGACACCCAAUAGAAUGUUUCGUACCGGCGCAAUUCACCCGAGCAAUGGAGCAGUAUACAGAGAACUACUGCUGGGUUCAAAACACCUACUGGAUUCCUUUUCAGCGUUUUGGUGUUCAGGAUUUGAUCCCUCAUCGGCUAGACGACCGAGAACGGCGACAGAUCGGUUACUACCAAUGGGUUCCAUUUGUGUUAGCCGUUGCCGCUCUGAUGUUCCACAUUCCAUCAUCGGUUUGGCGGAUGCUCUCCAGUCAAAGCGAUGAUGCUUUGAUGUAUCAAAGAGAGCACGGAGCUCGAAAGAAGAAUAUCUACAUUUUUGCCGUCGUUCGAGUAGGCAAAUUCUAUGGAGCCUACGUGUCGACGGUCUUAUGUGUUUAUCAAAUCACUUCAUCUCUGCAAUGUGAUACUGCAAUUUCUUUUGCUGAACUCGUUCCUCGAGACGGCCGAGUAUCCGCUAUUCGGCGCCCACGUUCUCUACGACUUGUUGCUAGUGAGUGA